This is a messenger RNA of Dromaius novaehollandiae (emu), 2692 nucleotides long. RefSeq names its product interacts with SUPT6H, CTD assembly factor 1 (gene IWS1). The record is from RefSeq and is a predicted model, not a curated record. Gene Ontology annotation, biological process: poly(A)+ mRNA export from nucleus. NCBI's taxonomy places the organism in Eukaryota, Metazoa, Chordata, Aves, Casuariiformes, Dromaiidae. The transcript is spliced from 14 exons. Bases 194 to 2422 code for a protein of 742 amino acids. Gene Ontology annotation, cellular component: nucleus.
GGCGGGUGCUCUUGGCGCAUGCGCAGGAACGGCCGCCGGCAGUUCGGAGGGGAGGCGCCAUUUUGGGCCUGUGCGGGUCGGGUGGCGGCGGCGGUGUCCGGAGGCGGCGGGCCCUAGCGGCGAGUUCUGCCCUGGGGCUUUGCCCCGCCGCCAGCCGCGAGGGCCCCGGCGGGGAGGCGGGGCCGGGCCCGCCAUGGAGAGCGAGUACUACGGCGGGGACCAGUCAGAUGAUGGUGGAGCUACUCCAGUGCAGGACGAACGAGAUUCAGGAUCUGAUGCUGAAGAUGAAGUAAAUGAGCAGCAUUCCGGAUCUGAGAAUGGAAGUGUAGGGCAUCAAUCAGAGAAUGAGCACAGUGAUGGAGAAGAUGAUGGGCAAAUAGGAGAGCAUCAUAUGACAGACUCUGAAAAUGAAGAUAUUCCGAGGCAAAAAGACAGUGACUCAGAUAAUGAGGAGCCUCCAAAUCACAAUAUAAGUGAUUCAGACAAUGAAGCAGCUCAUGGAGGGAAAGACAGUGAUUCUGAUACUGAGGACCGUCCAAAUCAGCAUUUAAGUGACUCUGAAAAUGAGGAUGCCUUAAAUCAUCGAGUGAGUGAUUCUGAAAAUGGAGAACCUCAAAGGGAUCAGAGCAGUGAUUUUGAAAAUGAGGAAUCACAGAAGCAGCCGGCCAGCGACUCAGAGAGCGAGGAGCUCCGCAAGCAGCCAGCCAGCGACUCAGAGAGCGAGGAGCUCCGCAAGCAGCCGGCCAGUGAUUCGGAGAGCGAGGAGCUCCGCAAGCAGCCAGCCAGUGAUUCGGAGAGCGAGGAGCUCCGCAAGCAGCCGGCCAGUGAUUCGGAGAGUGAGGAGCUCCGCAAGCAGCCGGCUAGCGAUUCGGAGAGCGAGGAGCUCCGCAAGCAGCCGGCCAGCGACUCGGAGAGCGAGGAUGUUUCCAGACGCAAACAAGAAAUAGAAUCUGAUGAUAGCGAUGGGGAGGACAGGAAGGAGGAGGUGCAGAAUGAUUCUCAUCAUUCAGAUAACGAACCUGUGAGAGAAGGAUUUCAGGGCUCCGACAGUGAAGAGGAUGGUCCUAAAAGACGAAAAAUAUCAGACAGUGAUGAAGAGGAGAAAGAGGAGGAGAAGACAGUGAAAAGGAAAACAGCUGUACUUUCUGACAGUGAGGAUGACAAUGAGAAAACACCUGCAAAAAAAGUACGAAUUCUUUCUGAUGUUGAAGAAUCAGAUAGUGAUGCUGCUUCAGAGAAAUCUGACAAAAGGAAGAAAAAUACUGUAUCAGACAGUGAAGAAGAAGAAGAAAGGAAAGAGAAUGCUGGGAAGAAAAAAGAAGAGAAAGAUCUGUUUGGAAGUGACAGUGAAUCUGGAAAUGAGCAAGAGAACCUGAUCGCAGAUAUUUUUGGAGAAUCUGGUGAUGAGGAAGAAGAGGAAUUUACAGGUUUUAACCAGGAAGACUUGGAAGAAGAGAAAGCUGAAACAGAUAUGAAGGAGACAGCAGAUGAGUCAGAUUCUGAUGAUAACAUCAAAAGAGGGAAGCAUAUGGACUUCAUGUCAGAUUUUGACAUGAUGCUGCAACGAAAGAAGAGUAUGAGUGGCAAGCGCAGACGAAACCGUGAUGGUGGGACUUUUAUUAGUGAUGCAGAUGAUGUGGUCAGUGCAAUGAUUGUUAAGAUGAACGAAGCUGCCGAGGAGGAUCGACAGCUGAAUACACAAAAGAAACCAGCACUAAAGAAAUUAACUUUGCUGCCAACUGUAGUUAUGCAUCUUAAAAAGCAGGACCUCAAAGAAACUUUCAUUGAUAGUGGUGUUAUGUCUGCUAUCAAGGAGUGGCUUUCUCCUCUUCCAGACCGAAGUCUGCCAGCACUAAAGAUACGAGAAGAGCUUCUGAAGAUCCUGCAAGAGCUGCCCAGCGUGAGCCAAGAGACCCUGAAGCACAGUGGGAUUGGACGAGCUGUGAUGUACCUUUACAAACACCCCAAAGAGUCGAGACCUAACAAGGAUAUGGCAGGGAAGCUAAUCAAUGAAUGGUCUCGACCCAUCUUUGGCCUUACCUCAAAUUACAAAGGCAUGACAAGAGAAGAGAGGGAACAGAGAGAUUUGGAACAGAUGCCUCAGCGGAGGAGACUGAGCAGCUCUGGUGGUCAGACCCCUCGCAGGGACCUGGAGAAAGUGUUAACAGGAGAGGAAAAGGCGCUCCGACCGGGGGACCCUGGAUUCUGUGCCCGUGCGAGGGUGCCAAUGCCCUCCAACAAGGACUACGUGGUCAGGCCGAAGUGGAAUGUGGAAAUGGAGUCCUCCAGGUUCCAGGGAACCUCUAAGAAAGGGGUGAGUCGACUGGACAAACAGAUGCGGAAAUUCACAGAUAUCAGGAAAAAAAGCAGAUCGGCCCAUGCAGUGAAAAUCAGCAUUGAGGGCAAUAAGAUGCCAUUGUGACCCUUCACAGAAUACCCCAUGACCUCUGCUGUAAGACACACACCCAUAGACUCUUUGGAGACCUUUAAAUUUUUUAACAACUUGUUUGGGUUUUUUUAGUGAAUCUUUAAAUUGUUGGUUCAGGUUCUGGUGUAAGAUGUUGUCUGAGGACUGUGAAUAUGGGGACUACUUUCUCCUGAUUGUAUUUAAACUUGCUCUAUUGUGUCCUUUGUACAGAUCAAGUAUUUGUUGUAUUGCAACACUUUAGACAAUAAAACAUCCUUCUGUUUU